Molecule: messenger RNA, 1607 nt
Organism: Sceloporus undulatus (fence lizard)
Lineage: Eukaryota; Metazoa; Chordata; Lepidosauria; Squamata; Phrynosomatidae
Gene: CD164L2
Product: CD164 molecule like 2
Exons: 5
Coding region: 16-537 (173 amino acids)
Cellular component (GO): cytoplasmic vesicle
Source: RefSeq, a predicted model, not a curated record
GGAAAGGGUGCCACCAUGACGCCACUUCCUGCCAGCAAUGUGCAGAUGCUGCACAGCACUUGCAUCAUCAUGGUGGCCACUGUGUGGAUGGGAAGCCGCCAUGAUAGCGCCACCGCCACGCACUAUGGUUUGGGAGCAUGUGGUUACUGCGCAGUCUCGAAUCCUAAUUUUGGCCCAGGAGAAUGCAAGGAACUGGAGUCGUGUGACAAGUGCCUAGAAGGAGUUGCUUCCCAGAACAUCACCAACUGCAUGUGGAUGUUCUGCCAAGAGUCUCAGGAAAAACCAGGUACUGGCCGCUGUGUGGAAAAGGGAGAAGAAGCCAAGGAGAAGUGUUCAUUUUUCAAUAUUACCACCAUGUGUGAAGGUACCACGGCCGGCAGCCCUCCCCUAACUGGCUCCCCUGAGUUUCGUCCACCAGGUUUCGACUCUGCCAGCUUCAUUGGAGGGAUAGUGCUGGUGCUUAGCAUCCAAGCUGUCCUGUUUUUUGUGAUGAAAUUCCUCCGGUCAAAGGACAGCACCUACCAGACACUGAUCUGAUGACCGAACACCAGGGAGCUGUCUUGACCUGUUUCUCUUGUGGGAAGAGUAGCUGGAGAAGAGUAGCUGGACGCAUUUGGAGCCAGCAGAACGCUUUCUUUUCUUCAGAGGGAGUUGCUGAAGCAGACAAUUUGCUGCAGAUCUAUGCAUCCCAGUUGCCAUCUUGGGUGCGCCUGUGUCUGGCUUUGAUUCCUGGAUCCUUUUAGACUUGGUGAGAAAAUGGUACAAAUAUAUGUGAUAUCUUUUUACUAGCAGUGUCAAGCUAUAGGGAUCUUUAUCUGCUUCACUGUUGGAUAUAUGGAACAGUGAGAUUAAGAACCUCCUCAACCAAGUGAAUGACUUGUUUUGCUUAUUUUCUGUAGAACUUUAAUUUGGAUUAAUUAAUCUUGUUCAAAACCAACAAGGAGUCCUUUGGCCUUUUCCCAUUACCUCCUGGCCUUGGAUCUGCCUGACCACUUGAGUUUGCAAUGUGAAUGUCCCCUCUCUGGGUCUUCCCCAGCAUCAGUGUUGUAGGUAGUCCUGAAUUAACCAUUUGCAUGGGAGUUCUACUAAUCCUCGUGGCCUCCUGAAUCUUGGGGGGAAAGGCUAGUAUCUAAGCUCCUAAUAACAUUGUGGAUUCCACCCUAAAAUGUGGGUUGCUCACUAUGAGUCUAUUUCCCUGCCUUGUUUAUUUGUUCUUAAACAUAUCCAGCAAGACUUGAACUACUUCACUUGUUUCAGUGAAACUACACAUAUCUUUUUUUUUUAAGCUGGAUCACUUUAAAACAUUUAUAUCUGAAUGCAGACAUCAAGCCCCUUGAGUCCUGAUGGUAACAUAUCUUGCACACGAAGCAAGGGGUCUCACUUGCACAGGUUUUUUUAUGCCUGAAGUAUGGAUCCUGCUUUCUGGGACAGGAAUUGCUACAGCAGAGUGACAAAGCUAAACAGGACUGAUGUUGGAUUUCUUAUGGUAACUGCCUAUUAAAGAUGGAUCCCCAAAGACUUCAGUUCUGAGCUGCUCUUCCGCCCUAUGAAAGAGCAGUAAAUGCAAGAGGUGGCAGACCUCUCAAAUAAAAUGAAAUAAUUGUGGA